AUGACCUGCUUCAGAAUGCGCGACGAACCCCCAGCCUACGAAGAAGCCGCAGGCUCCAGCUCGACCGCCAUCCCAGGCGACACCAAGACACAGUUGCAAGAUGAGGAUCAGCGAUCGCAAUACGGGCUGAUUUCCAUCUCGGGGUACGACCGUAUUCGUCUCAUGCGCUUCCCGGAAUCUGUUGUCGCGCUUGUAUCGGAGACACUCCAGAGACACUGGCCCAAGGGUAUACAAAAUGUAAAGGCGUACUAUGAGAGCACGGAGUUCAAGCUGCGUGGAAACCCUUUUGAACACGGCAAUGAUGAUGAGAAGGUUGCGCUGCGGAAUGUUAUAUUAGGGCUUCUGGAUGCUCUUGCGAGAGAGGGUUGGGGUGUUCAUCCUGCUGCCGGGGGGUUGGGGCGCAUAGGGAAUUAUACGUCGUUUGGGCAGAAGGAUAGCUUGAUAUUCAAGCGCCAAGACUCACAACAGCUCUCAUGGAUGUGUAUCUCCUUCGACUCUGAAGACCUCAUGCACCUCAUCAACGCUCCUCCCGAGUUGGCCCUGUCCCUGGUUGCAGUCUUCGGGGACCGGAUCAAGAACUGUAACCAGGAUCUUGUGAGCGGAAACUUUGAGGUCAAGUUCCAAAAAAGGUUAUGGGCUAAGUCGUCGGACGAAGGAGCGGUGCUGAGUAGAGUGGCCAUACUAGAUGUGCUUCAGUGUCUGGAGGGCCAGGGGUUUACGUUGUGUUCAAGCUUGGAUAUCGACCAUGGCAAUGGGGGUGAGUUGUAUAAGAGUAGUGGGGAGACAUGGUUUUGUUGUCGGUGA
This is a messenger RNA of Aspergillus nomiae NRRL 13137, 804 nucleotides long. RefSeq lists its product as uncharacterized. Bases 1 to 804 code for a protein of 267 amino acids. Lineage: Eukaryota; Fungi; Ascomycota; Eurotiomycetes; Eurotiales; Aspergillaceae. The record is from RefSeq and is a predicted model, not a curated record. The transcript is spliced from 2 exons.